Molecule: messenger RNA, 3152 nt
Organism: Tigriopus californicus
Lineage: Eukaryota; Metazoa; Arthropoda; Copepoda; Harpacticoida; Harpacticidae
Product: gamma-aminobutyric acid receptor subunit beta-like
Exons: 1
Coding region: 688-1104 (138 amino acids)
Biological process (GO): monoatomic ion transport
Cellular component (GO): membrane
Source: RefSeq, a predicted model, not a curated record
CUACAUACGCCUAAUGCAUGUCCCUUCCGUUACUUCUCUAAGAUGUUGAACUAAUCGACUACCGUCAACACAGAUGCAUGUGCCAUAAAUUUCAAUUGUUAUUAUGGGUGAACCCGGUGACUCUUCUUUUAGCUUUGCCUGCAUCUUACCUUUAUUUUCCGCUCGAUGUUGCCUACCGACUUGUCCAUUCCUGAAUCGAUAAUGGAUUGAUUAGUUAGUAGAAGAAGCCAGACAGCCAUCUACUAUUCUGAGUAUUAACAAAGCCAUGGAAAAUCCUUGACCCGCUACAAAAACAUUAAUGAAAACACCCUUGGCUGUGAUUGUCGACCACUUGGGUGCCCUUCCCCCGAUAUUGUGCAAUGAAUGAGCGAUAUCUCCCCACUGCCCUCAUAACCCGUACAAUUGAUAGACAAGCACACUCUUGACCGAGCACAAGAAUGCGAACCUUUGGAUUCAUGCGCAAACUCAAUCAGCAGGCCCGUUCUCCAUCUCUCUAUUCAUCUCUGCUCUUGUUCGACAGCACUCUUUGCUCCUAGGGUCGGCUGACCGGUCUCAUUCUUAACAUCAUCAGUAUAUUACUAAUACUUUACUUAAUCCUCUUCAUUGCCUCUCUCCUUUCUCUCCCUUUGUUCCUGUUCUGCAUUUGCUUCCUUCCAGACCGUGCAUUUUAAAGUUCACGACCCGAAAAUGCAUUGCAAGGGCGGCUCAAGGGAGAACACGAUCAGUCGAUAUCAUCACGAGAACAAGUACAGCAUGCACCACCGAGGACUGCCCCCCGGGAUGCGGCAUUUCGACGAAGAAGCGCCACCUCCCCUGCCACCUCCGCCACAACAACAGCAACACUACGGCCGGCCCGGGCCGCCGGGGCCGCCCGGCCAUCCUGGUCCGCCUCCACCGCCUGUGCCCCCGCUUGUCCCGCCCAACCCCGACUGUGACAUGAAGGAAUUGAACAAAAUGUUCGGAAUGACGGCCUCGGACAUUGACAAGUACAGUCGGAUCAUGUUCCCCGUCACUUUCACUUGCUUCCAACUCAUGUACUGGAUCAUCUACCAGCACCUCAGCGAUAACGUGGUCGAGGAUCUUGUGUACCUCCAUGGCGAAUAGACUGAAGAAGAGCGUAAAUAAUCAUCCGAAAACAAGGUCGAUCUCGAAUAUGGUUCCCAUCAAACCCAAGCACGUCCAUGAAAUGAGCAGCACACUCGAGCAAAACGGGACAUAAUCAAUCCAUGCCUCCUAUUAAGUCCAAAUUUUGCGCUUGUUUCAAAUUUUACUUGAAGCAAGGUUGCCCUGAAGACUCCCGAAAUCUCUCUCUCUCUCUCUUUCUCUCUCUUGGAACUGUAAAGUGAACAUGGCAAAAUAAUUUAGGGUGUUUUUUUCAAAUUUCCUUUAUUUUUGGCUGAAUGGAAAUAAAUAAUGAAAAAGGAUUUUUAAUGACACCAAGUAUUGCCACUUGGAAAAGAGAUAUUUCAUUGCUCAUUGAAAAGUAUGGCUUCACAAUGAUGAUUUGCGGAUUGUCCUUUCCUUUCUUUUGCGUUGAAAUCUGAAAAUCAAAGAGCAAAUUCCUCUAUGAAAUCAUUUCUUGUUACGUUUGUGUCCGGAAAACGAACCAACACCUUUGUUACUCAAUCAUUUUUUACGAUUCAGAUAACAGUCGAUAAAGGGUUUACGUAUUUGUCAAAAAUAUAACUUGUCCACUUUAAGCAGUGUGACGGCUUAUAGCAAUUAAAAAAGUUCUAUGGGGGACCAAGAAGAGAUACUGGGAAACUAUGGGAGAGUUCUCUGACCUCUCGCCAUUUCUUGAUCGAUGUGAUCACACUGCUCACCAAGGUUAAAACAAAAACUGCGCAAAAAUAUCAUAACAAGUGCUUCAACAACCAGGAAUGGCAGAACAUCGCGGACGGCUUGCAGGAUUUAAGCCAACCUGACCUUGAAAAGGUUCAUAGAUUGACAACCUGAAGAUGGCACCCUCAAAAAUCCCUCCCCCACCCCCAAAAAGACACUCCUAGAUAUUAUACAUAAAACAAACACAAACAAACUACACAAGACCCGCUGGCCCAUUUCCCCUGUCAACGCAAAGGUGACUUCGAGCAAAAUGGAAGGCCUUCAACUUUUUGUAUUUUCAAAUGGCAGGAAAGCCAGACAACUAUUAAGACUAUGUUCCAGUAUUAGCCACUAUUUGCAUGCAUUGUUUUCUUGUCCCUGAAAGAAGAAAAGAACAGUGAGAACCAUUUCAACCAUCCAUAUCUGGGUAUCAUCAACCAAAAGACACCACCAAUCCUUUUCAUUCCUUGCCUGAUUUUGUACCUAUCACACCCAUGCCAUUGAGCUCCCCGAGUAACAGCCAGAACGAAAAAAAGACCAUGUAAAUCAAGAACCGGUUUGAACUCGGUUUAGUCCAGGCAAAGGACAGACAAGAAAAUCAUGUUUUUUAUACAAAUAUCAUAGUGAAUGUGAAUUGCCCUCAAACGUAUCCCCCGCCCUCAAUCUGAGCGUCCAGAUUCGUUUUCGUGGUCCUGGAAUGGCCCCACCUCUCUUGGUUUUUCUGGUUCCCUGGUUCCCUGGUUCCGUGGUCCCCCAACCUUCUUCCCUUCUUGGACCCUUAGACAAUUUGUUUCUCUUCAACCAUAGUAAAUGCAUGUAUUGGUUCCAAUCAUUGCUCCACGAACAAUCUACUCCAUUCUCCUCCUCAUUGUACUGACUUGAAACCCUGAAUGACAAUUCUUUCUUGAUCACCCUGAAGAAUGAAAUGCUGGUUCAUGCAAAAGAAACAAACUUGUAAAAAAGACGCUCAAAUGGGAACCAAAACCACCCGAAACCAUUUGAGGCGUCAAAAUGUCAGUGGUUAAGAAAACCUUUCCCCUUCCUACAAUCCCCAAGAUCAUCGCUAUAUACACACAAAAUGAUGGAACGAAACUAUUAUUACUAUGAUUACUACCACUACUACUACUAUUAUUAUUAUCAUUAUUACUAUUACUACCACUAUGAAUACUAACACUAUUCACCAAGCUUGAUGAAAUGCUAAUCGUAUAAUUAAACAAUGUGCAAAAAUCGAUGACAACAAUAUUUGCAAACACAACAAUGUGAUCAGAACUCUCCGAGUCAUAGGCGUUGAUGAAAUAUACCAAUUUGCUUUGCAUGAUAUUAACAAUGAA